Quercus robur (English oak) is the source of this 1356-nucleotide messenger RNA. Its product is annotated as superoxide dismutase [Fe] 3, chloroplastic. NCBI's taxonomy places the organism in Eukaryota, Viridiplantae, Streptophyta, Magnoliopsida, Fagales, Fagaceae. The transcript has 9 exons. The coding region runs from base 225 to 1019 and encodes 264 amino acids. Gene Ontology annotation, molecular function: metal ion binding; superoxide dismutase activity. Gene Ontology annotation, biological process: superoxide metabolic process. The record is from RefSeq and is a predicted model, not a curated record. Gene Ontology annotation, cellular component: chloroplast nucleoid.
ACAGAAACAGUCAUUUGUGUUCCUGAGACCUGAGCUAUGAGUGUGGUCCCCAUUUUUAUUCAGCUUUUUAUCCUCUCCAUCUUCUUACUCUUCAUUGUAGUAAAUAGUAGCGGGAAGGGGAAAGCCUACUUUGUAGAGUUCUGAUAAACCACAGCUAGAGAACCCACCCUGCCCACAAACCAGAGCAGACAUGCUUUUUUAGUUGCAAGAGGAACAAAACACAAAUGGGAUCCUGUUGUUAUAGCCCUUCCCCUUCAAGUUCCCAUCUUUUAGUGACUGACUUCUUCUCUUGGGGUUUCAAGAGCUCCAAGCUUCCAUUUUUGCAAAAAAGAAGGUUUGAUAGGUCCCAAAGAGCUUCAAAAAUUUGUGGUUACCAUGGAUUGAGGACCCCUCCUUAUAAGCUUGAUGCUUUAGAACCAUAUAUGAGUCUGAAGACACUGGAGAUGCAUUGGGGAGGACAUCAUCGAAAUUAUGUAGAAGGGUUGAACAAGCAGUUGGAGAAGAAUGACAUACUAUAUGGCUUCACCAUGGAUGAGCUUGUCAAAGUAACAUAUAAUAACGGAAACCCCUUACCAGAAUUCAACAAUGCUGCCCAGGUUUGGAAUCAUGACUUCUUUUGGGAAAGCAUGCAACCUGGAGGAGGGGACAUGCCCAAACUAGGUGUUCUUCAGCAGAUUGAAAAGGAUUUUGGUUCAUUUACAAAUUUCAGGGAGAAGUUUGUAGAAGCAGCGCUCACACUAUUUGGCUCUGGCUGGGUUUGGCUUGUUUUGAAGAAAGAAGAGAAACGGCUUGCAGUAAUUAAAACAUCAAAUGGCAUUUGCCCACUAGUAUGGGAUGACAUACCAAUCAUCAGUUUAGAUAUGUGGGAGCAUGCUUAUUAUCUGGAUUACAAGAACGACAAAGGGAAGUAUGUGAAUGUGUUUAUGAACCACCUCGUUUCUUGGAAUGCAGCAAUGGCGCGCAUGGCCCGUGCUGAGGCUUUUGUGAAUUUAGGCGAACCCAAAAUUCCCAUUGCUUGAGAUGUUUUUAGACCAAGAAUCUGCAGCUGAAUGGUGUUAUUAUGAUUCACACGCUAUUUUGAGUUAAGAGGUUAGGAGUUCCCGGUGAUCAAAUUAGUUAGGGAUUAUGUUAUCUGCAUGAUAUACUUUGUAAUACCGUUAACAGUGGUUGCCCAGAUGAUACCCUAUACGAUGCCCCAAGUGACUGCAAUGCAACAGAUGCAGAGUUGGAAAAUAAUUGCAUGUUAGGGUAGUUGGUAACCAACUAUACAAUGGUAGUUGGUGUUUCGUUAUGUACUGAUUUUCUUUUGUGUACCCAAAAAGAGAAGGGAAAAUACCGAGGUGCAAUUUUUUUUUU